ACUCUUUGCUGAGCUAAUUCCCCUGAAUGACCAGCAGAAACCACAUUGGUAUAACAAUCACUCCCUUGGGAAUGUGUUGAAACUGGUCAUCAUUAUCAGCCUUGUCUUUGAACUCGCAGUCGCCCAAACAGGCACAGAUCCAUGCACAACAUAUAGACCUUUCCCUGAUCCUGAGCGCCGUGGUAUUAACUACACACUAAGUGAUGGAGAAACCAGCAUUGAUGACAAUGAGUUAACUGCAGGGUGGUAUGGGGACAUGAGGUACACUUUAGUGUCUGGUGCAUCCCCUGGCUUCUACAGAUGUGGAGGAUGGUACCCAAUGUACAUACAAGGGACAGCCAUCACAUCUCCAAUGACGAUAUGUGUUCAGUCGAUCGCUGAAGCAUGUGCACAAUCCUUCGUGAUUCAAAGAAGAACAUGCAGUGGAUUUGAAGUUUACAAUUUGCGUCAAGCUCCUGUCCACCGGGCUGUGUAUUGUUUAGUGGCAAGCUCUGGAGCACCUCCAGAAUUUGAUGAAAAACCAACAAUUAGUUUUGAAUUAUUUGACAAACAUAAUUCAAGUGAACUAUUGUCCUUUUGCAACUUUACCCGUUCUUCUGACAACCUGUUCUACAAGACCAUCUGGUAUGUGGCAGGAGCACCUAUUUACACAUUCGAACCCCAACAGUGGAGCUCUGAUGACUUUGACUACAUUGCCAGCCGGAUGUUGACAGAACAAUUGCUGCAGCAGAAAGGGGUUGAAAAGGCUGGAUUUUAUCUACGAUGUGCUGUUCAGGCUAUGUACAAUCCUGGUGAAACAACAUCUAGCGGGGGAAUUAUCAGAAGCAAAGUUUGUAGGCGUGAAAAUCCAUCAGGGUUACAAUCUACAACCACUGCAUGAAGGUGAAAGACGUAAAUUAUAUCUAGAACUUACUGUGCCUUUCGGCUGUGGCACUAUUAUCAAGGGCUUGAAACUCGGAUGUGACUUUCACAUCAAUGUGGUGAGAGUGGAAAACACAGGAGAUAAAAUGCUUGCUUCGGUAAUUGAAAACUCAUGCUCUAUUACCCCAAUAAAUUCAACUCAAAGAAGGCGAAUAACAUCGGUGACUGUCGUUGGCAAAAUUACACCUUCAUAUGGGGAGGAGACUGCAAUAACACAUCUGAAGUUAAAAACACCCAGCAACUCAUACACAUUAUCUCCUUUCUGGACUGACUAUGAAAUUGGAGUUGUUACGUUCCAACUGGUUAAAAAUACAACUCUGUUUCAAAGUAAACGAUGUUUCUCAAGAAAUGACCCUCAUAUUGGAACAUUUAAUAACAGGAGGUUUUACCUUAACGACUCAGAUGUUUACACAUUAUACACAGACUUCAAGAACACUGAGGUAC
Messenger RNA from Haliotis rubra (blacklip abalone), 1365 nucleotides. RefSeq lists its product as uncharacterized. The record is from RefSeq and is a predicted model, not a curated record. Lineage: Eukaryota; Metazoa; Mollusca; Gastropoda; Lepetellida; Haliotidae. The transcript has 10 exons. Bases 257 to 880 code for a protein of 207 amino acids.